Messenger RNA from Diversispora eburnea, 172 nucleotides. The record is from the annotation of a GenBank genome assembly. Lineage: Eukaryota; Fungi; Glomeromycota; Glomeromycetes; Diversisporales; Diversisporaceae.
AUGUCAAUUUCUAUAUUAGAUAAUAAUCUCGGAGUAAAUCUCCCUUCAUACGAAAAAGAUGUUUCCUCGAAUAAUAAAAAAGAUUUAAUUCGAAUUGCAGAGGAUCGAAAGAUUACAAAAUUUGAUUAUAAUUCAUUUGAAAAUAUCAAACCAAUUGCAAGUGGAGGAUUUG